Molecule: messenger RNA, 2522 nt
Organism: Astyanax mexicanus (Mexican tetra)
Lineage: Eukaryota; Metazoa; Chordata; Actinopteri; Characiformes; Acestrorhamphidae
Gene: fam43a
Product: family with sequence similarity 43 member A
Exons: 1
Coding region: 230-1255 (341 amino acids)
Source: RefSeq, a predicted model, not a curated record
GCUCGCGCUGCUGUCAGUUUCAGGCUCGAGACGAUGCGGGGAGGAGCGGAGCGCGCGGAGAGAUACUGUAGCUCGUGCGGCAGUGCAGCGGUCCGGGAGCUGAGGAAUGUAGUGAGUGCAUUAGGCUGGUAUAAGUCUAGACUGGCAGUCUGUAGAGUUUAGUCAGGGUUUGAGGGGGUGGGUCUGUCCUGAGCGCGCCUUCUGAAGCUCCACGUGCAGCGCGUGGAUCAUGUUGCCUUGGAAGAAGAACAAGUUCGACCUGAUCGAGGACGACAAGCAGUCCAAGCAGAAGGGCUAUGCCGUGAGCCUCAACUACUCAGCCCUCACCUCCUUCGCCAGGUCGUGCCCGGAGAGCGCCCUGCACCGGGUGGGCAGCAUGUUCAAGUCCAAGCGAAGGAAAGUGAAGAUCACAGGUGAGGACCCCACCUACACCGUGCUGUACCUGGGCAACGCCACCACCAUCCAGUCCAAAGGGGACGGCUGCACGGACGUGGCGGUGAGCAAGAUCUGGGCCAAGAGCGACAUGGGCAAGAGUGGCACCAAGAUGAAGCUGACCGUCAGCUCUCAGGGCAUCCGCAUGGUGCACUCCGACGAGCGGGCGCGCCGACCCGGACACCUCUACCUUCUGCACCGGGUCACCUACUGCGUGGCCGACCCACGCCUACCCAAGAUCUUCGCCUGGAUCUACCGGCACGAGCUGAAGCACAAGGCGGUCAUGCUGCGAUGCCACGCCGUGCUCGUGUCCAAGCCAGAGAAGGCUAAAGCCAUGGCACUGCUCCUGUACCAGACGUCGGCGGCCGCCCUGGCAGAGUUCAAGCGGCUCAAGAGACGAGACGAUGCCCGGCACCAGCAGCAGCAGCUGGUGGGCGAGCGCACCGUGCCUCUGGUGCCACUUCGCAAGCUCCUCAACGGCCAGUGCUGCUACAGGCCGCCGGUGGAGCGCAGCCGCAGUGCGCCCAAGUUGGGUUCCAUCACCGAGGACUCUCUGGGAGAGGAGGCAGAAGAGAAGGCGUCCGCCCGAUUCCAGGGGGACGAGGUCCUGAACGGUGCGGGACAGGCUGAGCUGGCCCAGAUCAUCAGUGACCUGGGAGAGAUGGCAAUUGGAAACGAUGUGCAGACUUUGCGGGCUGAUCUAAGGGUGACCCGGCUGCUGUCGGGCGAAAGCACGGGCAGCGAGUCGUCCAUCGAGAGCAGCCCGGAGACGGUGAACCCGCCGCACUCUGAGCAGGACGGGCACAUGCAGGAGGUGGGCUGAGGUGGACAGGAGGUGAAACCCCCUCUGUUUUGUUUAGUUUUUUUUCACUUCCCAGCGAGGUUCCCGAUGGUUUACAGUGACGCACUCUUUGGUCCACACGUCGGUCCACUCUGUGGUCCUGGACUGAGUCUGCCAGCCCUGGGGAAGUGGUGACGUUGGGUCUGGGAGGGUAUGGGGUUUGUGCCACCUUAUCCGUAUGACUUGAAAGAUGAAGAUGAAAAACUGUGUUCUGGGCUUUUUUUCUCAGUGUUUUUCACAGUGUUCACCACCUUGAACUGGAGAGAACACAGGACAAAUGCGUGACAAACCACAGGACAAACUAAAGGCCUUUGGCUGAGCUCAAAGCACCCUCCUUCUUGUCCAAUCCAGCGUUGAGUUGGGCAGGAGAAAGGAGCAAAGCGGUGCUCUCCUCAGCUACACAGCCAAAUGGAGAAAGUGGAUCUGCACAGCUCCUGCAGUCUGCACUGAAAACAUGCAGGGUUGAGUUAACUCUACACGCUGCACUCUAGAAUAAAUAUAGUAUAAGUUAUAUAAUAUAAGUUUCUGUACAAAAAAAAAGGGUGAAACCUCUUAUUUAUACCAUUCUAUUGUAGAUUCUUUACUUAUAAAGAACUUAAUGUGGCUCAAGAGAAAAACUGCAUAAAGAACUUUAAAAAAAUUGAAAAAACAUUUUUUUUUAGAGUGCAGAUCUGCACUGUAAGAGUUAACUCAACCCUGCGAGAGUUAGGCCAACACUAUUAGGUAAUCCAACACUGUAAGAGUUAAUACGGUAAGAGUUAAUCCAGCACUGUAAAGACUUAAUGCAACACUAGGGGCUUUGGCUGUGUACGUUUUACAUCUGAACUUGUUUACCCGAUCCAUUUCCCCCAAAGGAAAUGCGUCUCUUUUUUCUCUUCUUUUCUCUUUUUUUUUGUGGAAACGACGGCCCUGAGCGAUUUUACUCCCUUUUUUUUUUUUUUUGCUGUAGUUUGCCCCCGACAAUGCUAGCUACUUUCAGGAUGUUCCACUUUCUGUUCUAUAUUUUUGCACUGUGCUGUAAUUAAGUCGUUCUAUUAACAAGUUUUGUACAUACUGUCGUCUCCUUUUCAAUGUUCUUAUAAACGCCAAUGUUCUAUCUUUGCUGUGCAAAAGAGACAACAACAUUGCGGUGUACCGAGAUGUAAAUAUAUUCAAAUAUGUUCAUAAUGUUUAUUAUUUUUAAAGAGGUAAAUGUGGUUUGUUUUUGUGAACCUCACUUAAUUACCAAUAAAAAAACAGAAGAAUGGUA